ACACUGAACAUAUAGAUUUUUUUUCUUUCUUAUUUUGUAAUUUCGUCGGAAACAAUUUCCUUUUUUUUCUGGUUGUUGUUGAUUUAAUUCAUUCGAUACUUAUGUAUAGUUGGUUUCUGUUUUGAAAAUAGUAUCCCAAUCACCAAAUAUCCACAUUUAUCAUCAUCAUUCAUCAUCAUAAUGUCGACUGAAGUAUUGAAUAGUAAUCCAGCUACGGCUAAUACUGUUUCAACAGUCGAUAAUAAUGGAUCUUCGAAUACAUCAUCAGCUAAUAAUUCAUCGAAUACUGGUCAAAUUGGUGAAUCGACAAGUUCAUCGUUGUCCGCAUCAACAGCCUCAACAUCUAAUAUUUUGACUCCACCACCACCACAACAACAAACAUCAACAUCGAUGAUGGGUGCACCCACUUCUGUUGUGGUCACCGUAUCUACACAGCAGCAACAGCAACAACAACAACAUGCUCAACAAGGACCUUCCACUUCAUCACAAUCUACAUCAUCAUUGGUGGCUGGACCAUCAUCACAGCCAUCUUAUGUUGGCAUCAUAAACGAAACUCCUGGUACAUCAUCGAGUUCGAUGCAAUAUCUUACCGAAACAGCUUCCUAUUUACAUUCGAUGAUAAGCCAAGGUCAACCGCAAACAUCUCAUCAUUUAAUGCAUCAAAUUCAAUCAUCAUCAUCAUCAUCAUCACCGAUAGCAUCUUCUUCCGGAUCUCAAAGUCUAGCUACCGAAACUGGUGUAGUACCACAAAAUAUACAUCAUCUAAUCAAAAGACCGUUUGAAUCUAGUAUGGAUAGCAAAUUGUUGAAUGCUGAUGGUUCAUGUAGUUCAUUAUCCUCUUCAAAACGUUCGAAAAUAUCAUCAUCGUCUAUGUCUCCACCACCGUCUAAACUGCUCGAUGCUGAUGGUCUAACCAUGCGACAAAAGCUUGAACAACGAUUAAAUGGCAUUCUAUGCUGUGCUGUAUGUCUUGAUCUUCCACGUUCAUCUGUCUAUCAGUGUUCGAACGGACAUCUAAUGUGUGCCGGAUGUUUUACACAUGUAUUGGCCGAUGCUCGAUUACGUGAUGAAUCACCCACCUGUCCAAGUUGUCGAGUGAGUAUAUCGAAAGAAUCUUGUAGCCGAAAUUUGGCCGUAGAAAAAGCCGUAUCUGAAUUACCGGGAGAAUGUCGAUUCUGUCAACGAGAAUUACCCCGAUCCAUGUUGGAAAAACAUAUGACUGAAAUUUGUGAAGAACGAAUUGUUCCCUGUAGUUUUAGCAAUAUUGGCUGCCCAUGGAAUGGGCCUUUUCACGAAGCUGCCUAUCACGCUAAUGAUUGUAGUCAUCCAAAUAAAUCAGCGCGUGAAGUAUUGGGUCAUUUGGAAAAUGAGGAACGCCGUAGACGUGAACAACGACGUGUUCAUGAAACUCUUUUUACAUUAUUAUCGUAUGAAAAAAUUGCCUUUCAUGAUAUACAAUUUCGACCAUAUCGAACAGAUGAAUAUAUUCAUAAAUUGUUUUAUGAAACAUCUCGAUUCACUGCAUUCAAUUUGCAAUGGGUGGUCAAAGCACGCGUUAAUGAUGAUCAACGUGAUCCAACACAAUCCUGUCAACGACAUCUUAGUUUUCAACUUUGCCUGAAAUCAAAGAUCAAUAAUGCAAUGACCAUACACUAUAUGUUACUCAAGGGACCAUAUGGCGAAACCAAAGUGCUACCAAUGAUAUAUAAAUUUGAUUUUAGUGAAUCACAAACCGAAUCCAAUUAUAAUUGCAUAAAUCUUGUAUCAACAAAUGCUGAUUCUAAUCGUUUAUUAGCAGCACGUAUGAUAAAUUUCCGUUUGAUUAUGUUUCAAGCAAGUAAAUGACGACGUUGUCGGUGAUGGUCUUGGUAAUUAUAAGAGUCAUCCAUAUUUCCAUAUAUAAUCCAUUUACUCCAAAAAAGAAAAAAACACUUGUAAUUCACACUUCCUACAUACAUUCUGAUUUAUA
This is a messenger RNA of Dermatophagoides pteronyssinus (European house dust mite), 1969 nucleotides long. Its product is annotated as zinc finger TRAF-type-containing protein 1-B. Gene Ontology annotation, molecular function: zinc ion binding. Gene Ontology annotation, cellular component: nucleus. The record is from RefSeq and is a predicted model, not a curated record. Lineage: Eukaryota; Metazoa; Arthropoda; Arachnida; Sarcoptiformes; Pyroglyphidae.